This is a messenger RNA of Pyricularia grisea, 2889 nucleotides long. RefSeq lists its product as uncharacterized. Bases 1963 to 2562 code for a protein of 199 amino acids. The transcript is spliced from 2 exons. The record is from RefSeq and is a predicted model, not a curated record. Lineage: Eukaryota; Fungi; Ascomycota; Sordariomycetes; Magnaporthales; Pyriculariaceae.
AAUUGCCACAACUCAACUAGCUUAUUUUGUUAGGGGGAAAAAAAUCGAAUCGCCAUGUGAGGCCAACCAUAUUGAUUGUAAGUGUACAGAUAUAUGUUGAGCAUCCUGCUCCUCGCCUUACUGCUAGCCUGCGCCAACAUCUACCAAAUCAAUUCUCAACUGUAUCCAUUGGCUUUCAAUCCGACAUAGUCGCCCGCUUUCUUGACCUCACCCAUCACCAUCACACCACAUACACACCCAGAUAUCCCACAACAUGUUCCCUGACAAGCAAGCCGAGGCAGCCGCUGAUGCGUUGCCUUCGUAUGAUCAGACCACCGCCACCAGCUCUGCGGGCAACUCAACAUCAGAGAAGCAGCAGCCGUCGAUUGAGUCACCUUUCAACUUCCCCACAGACGCACCCCCUAGCUAUGCGCAAGUGAAACCCAUUGAGCGACCGGUAGCGUUGCCACAGGAGCGGCCAGAUGCAAAAGCGCCGUUCCUGUCAGCGUAUCCGCCGUCGCUGCAGAUGUACGGUAUUACAAGCGACACUUGGCACGCCUUUAUUCACACCAUAAAUGCCUUUUUGACGGCGUCGGUGAGCGACAAGGCCGUCUCUCACGCGGCUGAUAUGGCACGACAUGUCGGCGACGUGCCCAAGCACUUCGGCCAGGCCACUGCCAGCCACGCGCGCACACUUGGCCACGACAUCGCUGACAAGGCCCGUGCCGGCAACUACGUCGGUGCCGGGUUCGGCGUUAUCGGUGGUGCCAUCCGUCUGCCUGUGGGAACCGCCCUCCGCGCGGUUGGCGCCGUGGUGCAGUUACCAUUUGCCGCCCUCAACGCCGUGGCUACCAAACCCAAGACCCCCCGUGAGCGCGCCACUGCCUAUGUCGGCGCCGCCAACAAGGACUGGUUCCAUCCACGACAACUGCACGCCAGCAUCCUUGAUUCUACCGAGGUCGCCCACCUUGUCCACGCCACCCCCGAUGCCAUUGUCAGCAGCGCCAACGAACAACGUGCCUCCGGCUCCGCCGCCCAGAUGAAUGUUCUGGGCCAUUGGCUCGCCCCUGUUACAGUAGGCGACCGUGCAAACAAUGUUUCCCUCAACCUGACGACCAAUACAUUGUGGCUUGUCGUCACUCAUGGCGUUGAAUUUGCUACCGAAAGCACAACCAAAAAGUAAAGCGGCAAAGCUACACCCAGACUUUUCAUGAAAAGGGUUUUGCGAUGGGCUGUCGUAUCCCCAGGAUCAGGCUCAUGCAACGCAAUUUCUUAGGCCUUUUAAGUGUGCGACCAUUUGAGACUGUUACAGUACGCGGAAAAGCACUACUGUGCUUUCCUUGCCGAACUCCGAUCUUUUCAUCAUUGAUAUUUAUGACAAGGUUACAGAGCAAAAGUCUUAAACCGGGUUGAUAAACCGACAAAAAGGGGCUCGACCAGUGACUUGAGAAAAUUGGAUGCGCUUCCGAGUUCCUGUCAAGGGCGUCAGUCUUGGCAGAAAGAGAAAACCCCAAUAGCAGCCGGGGUCUCAGUGCGCGCGUCAUAUGAACCAGGUUCGAUCUGUCAAUGACGAUGCAAAUCCCCCCCGACUUUUGGUUCAGCGCGGGCCCCGAUGUCACCCUCCCCCCCAUCACGACCGCAAUGCCGGUGCACACGUUUGUACACCAAUCGCCGCCGAGCCGCAAUUUUACCAAGACCAUGCAGCUCUUGGUUUUGAUGUCAUUCGAUGCAUCAUAUGGCGCGUACUGGGCUGAGCAGUUUGGCGGCCGGAGAGAUGGUGGCGAGGUUACAUUCGUAUUGCUGCUAGUUUGGAGGCAGGUUAACGGCGCAGGUAUAUGAGGCGUUUGCUCGCUGCUGUUAUUCUUGUGUUCGACAGUCAGUUACCUUAAGCAGUUGCAUAAACAUACACCUGACCUGCGUCAACCCCUUUAGCCAAUUUACCUUCGCCGCAAACUCCGUCCUCCACGGCCAAAUCGGACCAUCAUGAAGUUCUGUUUCGUUGCCACCCUUGUCAUGGCCGCCGGCGUCAUGUCAGCAGUUGUGCCGGCAGUUCCUCAACCUGCCGGUAUGGCUGUGGGAAAGCGCCAGUUUGAAUCCAAUGGCUUGAUCCUAGACGCUCUCAAGCAAGCUGUCGUUGAGCAAACAACGCAAAUCAAUGCUACCCUUGACGGUGCCCCCGAGAACCCCUCAACCGAUGAGGCCAAUGUUCUCGCCGACGAGAUCAAUCCCCACUUCGCAGCCAUCGCCGACGCCCUCAGGGAAGCCACUUCCUCUUUCCAGCUCCCUUCGUUGGCCGCUCGCCAGGAGGAUGAUGGCGAGGCUGAUACGUGCGAUGCGCAGUGCAUCACCGAGAAGGUCCUCGACAUAGUUUACGAGAUUGCCAGCACCAUCCGCGCUGCAAUUGAACGCCUUGGCCUUCGCCCUCUCAUCGUUCAGAUCAACCCACUUUUGCUGGCUCUCAGCGCGCUGGUCAUAUCCCUGAACGUCUUGAUCUCGGGCUUGCUGCUGACUGUCUCGGCCGUUGUGACGACCCUGCUCGGUGGGCUGGGUCUCAGCUUGCUGUUGUUGGGUUUCCUUGGGUGAAAGGAUUGGAGAGGAGUGGCUUGUAUGACUUGACCUACUGAUCAACAACACAUUGGCAUCAUGUCAUGUCACAUACCAAGUUUAGUUACAUGUCUGUUUACUACUAUUGACAUUCCACUGCGUUUUGCCUACCAUGUACAGUUUGCUCUGAGCCUGAGGUGUAGUGUUUGCGUCCACUGAACCCCCGGAUCAUAGGUUUCUUUUUUUUUGCCGCCGUCGCGCCGAGUGUCCGUUUCAACACCCCAAGCUCUCGUAUCUACAUGGGACAUCUAGAGCUGCCGUCAACUCAUUCAUUAAACACACAACUUACGCAAUAAUCUGUAUAUA